Molecule: messenger RNA, 447 nt
Organism: Fonsecaea erecta
Lineage: Eukaryota; Fungi; Ascomycota; Eurotiomycetes; Chaetothyriales; Herpotrichiellaceae
Exons: 1
Coding region: 1-447 (148 amino acids)
Molecular function (GO): oxidoreductase activity
Source: RefSeq, a predicted model, not a curated record
AUGCAUACAACCUUCGCGUUCCUGACCAAACUUCCCCACCUCUCCACAAAGGAGUUCAUCACGUACUAUGAGACGAAGCACAUCCCCAUGAUCAACCGUCUCGCCGGCCCGGACAACCAACCCUUGGUGUAUAAGAGACGGUACACCCACCGCGACGACCCCGCGUUUGUGUUCGUGCGGGCCAGCGUCGACGCAAAGGGGACACCGGUCCCCGCCGUGCCGUCCGACUCUCCGGGUGAUAGCACGGAGGGAUCGGCGGAUCCGGGCAGCAUUGACUUCGACGUGAUGACCGAGAUCGGAUUCGCCGACGAACCCGCCAAGAUGAGGUGGCUGACCGCCCUCAGACAGGGCGAGAACGGCAAGAUGGUUGUCGAGGACGAACAGAGGUUUCUUUGGAGGGAACGCACCCGGGCCGUGGUGGUGGAGGAGUUUGUGAGCUUUGGCUGA